Messenger RNA from Heterobilharzia americana, 1464 nucleotides. The record is from the annotation of a GenBank genome assembly. Lineage: Eukaryota; Metazoa; Platyhelminthes; Trematoda; Strigeidida; Schistosomatidae.
AUGUAUGAAGUGUGUUGUAGAUUUUGUUGUCGUCCUACUUACAGCAAAUUUCGAAAUGUCAUAGCAUUUUGGUGUUUUGGAUUAUGUAAUAACUUCGCCUAUGUGAUUAUGUUAAGCGCAGCUGUCGACAUUAUACGAAAACAUGAACAUCCACAAAACAAUUUUACCUCAAAUAUCAGUGGACAUCAUGUAAAUUGUACAAAAAUUGGAACUGGUAGCGUUCUACUAGCAGAUAUACUUCCUAAUAUGAUUUUCAAGUUUAUCGCUCCUAUAUUCAUACAAAAACUUCAUUUUCAUUUAAAAAUUGUGUGUUCUGUCCUACUGGCUAUUAACAGUUUCCUGAUGGUCUCUUUUUCUCAAUCAUUGUAUAUGAGUCUUUUAGCAAUUGUAUCCGCAAGUUUAUCAUCAGGUAUUGGGGAUGUCAGUUUCUUAAGCAUGUUGGGCUUCUUCGAUAAAUCUUGUGUCUCAGCUUGGUCUUCAGGCACCGGUGCAGCUGGUCUAAUUGGUUCACUUGUUUAUGUUGGCCUAACAGCGUUAACUACACCUGAGAUUACAUUGCGUAUCAUAAUUGUAAUCCCUUGUGCUACCUUUCUAGUGUAUUUAUUCGUUCUGGACAGACCUGAACAUGAAAAAUUUAGAUGGUAUUUCAAUUAUAUGCCUUUAUCAAACAGUCGGAGUAGAUCAAUACACGAGUUAAAUGCUAGCAGAAUAACUUACGCUAACGAUAUAAGUAAUAGUGAGUGUCGGAAAUAUUCAUGCAUACUUCACCGUUCUUCGUAUUGUUUUCUUUCUCUUCAUGUUGACAAUUUGACUGAGAAUGCUGACGAUAGUAAUAAUGCUGCUGUAACAGUGAAUAAUGAUGGCUACAUACAGCUCCUCACUGAUGAAGAUGACACAAUCCUACUGGAUAAUCUACACACAACUGGUGUUCUACAACAACUACACCCUACUUGGCAAGUGAAACUUCAGUUACUAAGAGGCAUAUUUGGCUCACUUUUAUGCUUGACAUCAGUUUAUUUCUUUGAAUAUCUGAUCAAUCAGUCUUUGUUUGAAUUACUCUACUUCGAAAAUUCACAUCUCACUGCACCUGAACAAUACAGAUGGUAUCAGGUGGUUUAUCAGCUGGGGGUUUUUAUUUCACGAUCAUCAGUUAGCAUUAUUCAAAUCAGAACAACUUGGCCAAUGUCUUUAUUACAGGCUGGAAAUUUUGUUAUUUGCUUAUUGCAAGUGAUUUACUUUAACAUUCCACAUAUAUGGAUCAUGUUCAUUGUGAUAUUUUAUGAAGGAUGCCUUGGUGGUUUGACUUAUGUCAAUACAUUUUACAAUAUUAUUCAACGCGCACCUAUUGUUUAUCGAGAAUAUACAAUGGCAAUGGCAGCUGUAUCUGAUUCAAUUGGUAUAACUGGAGCUGGUUUCUUGGCUAUACCUUUGCAUAAUUGGCUAUGCGAUAGACAAUUGAAUUAA